UGAAUAUACUAAAAUUGCCAUAGUAAUGAUUCAAAUAUAAAAGGAAAAAGUCAACUUUGUUAGACACAAUACAUUAUAACUUUUUGAAUAAUUCAAAUUAAAUGAGCCGAUCUAAUCUAAGCACCCAAAAAUUAACUAACUGCACAUGUGUAUGCAUCACAACUCGGUUUGUAAUAAAAUAAUACACCAAAAUCGAGUAAUCAGCGUUGAUGUCAAUUUACGUGUGCAGAUUGAAUAUUUCCAUAAAUAAAAACAACAUAUAUGUAUAUAUAGUAUAUGCAACUGAAAAUAUUUGAACUAGUCGUCUAAUGAAAUAAAAAGCAAUGAGAACAAUAUUUUAAUGAAAUAUAUAUUUUCUAAAUAAGUUGACAGUAAACAUAUAUGUACUGAUGCAUGUAUAUGAAAAAUAUAAUAGCAACCCUUGGUUGAAACUGGUAAUUAAAUUAAUUUUUUUUUAGUUGUGGGGCGAGUGUGACACGAUCCAGGUCUAUAAAUACUCAUCAGUUGCAAAGAAGAAGGUCAAAGCAAAAAAACAAAAAUAUAUUCAUAAUCCCACAAACACAUUAGCAACAUAUAUAUACAGACAAUAUAUAUCUAUAUAUAUAGCCGCAAGAAAAUCAGAGGAUUAUAUAGGAGGAUGCCUUGUCUUGAUAUUUCAACCAACGUUAGCCUCGACGGAGUCGACACCGAUUCCCUCUUCUCCGAACUCACUAAAGCCGUUUCUCAGAUCGUCGGAAAACCCGAAAACUUUGUGAUGAUUAUGGUGAAAGAAUCAGUAGCACUUACAUUUGGAGGGAACAAAGAACCAGCUGCAUUGGCUGAAAUCGUGUCAAUGGAUGGAAUUAAAACUGAAGUUAAGAGAAAGCUGAUUGUUACAAUUGGUUCCAUUUUAGAAAACACGCUUUCUAUUCCUAGGACAAGAUUUAUUCUCAAGGUGUUUGGUGCAACAAUGGCCCCAAAAAUUUCCAAAUUGUAAUGCUACUUACACUAUUUAAAUUAUUUUUUGUAACUUUUAUUUUUUAUUUGAAAUAAAAUUCAUGAAUUAAUUUUUU
Molecule: messenger RNA, 1052 nt
Organism: Erythranthe guttata (spotted monkey flower)
Lineage: Eukaryota; Viridiplantae; Streptophyta; Magnoliopsida; Lamiales; Phrymaceae
Molecular function (GO): phenylpyruvate tautomerase activity
Source: RefSeq, a predicted model, not a curated record